Molecule: messenger RNA, 1176 nt
Organism: Parnassius mnemosyne (clouded apollo)
Lineage: Eukaryota; Metazoa; Arthropoda; Insecta; Lepidoptera; Papilionidae
Source: the annotation of a GenBank genome assembly
AUGUUGAACGGUGCAACUGAACGCGGUGGGUUGUCUCUUCAGUCGUCCCCAGUGAAAGUGUCACCAUCCCCAGUGAGAGCGUCGCCAAGUCCCGUACGAACACCAUCAUCGCCGUUGAAGUCGUCAUUAUCAGCUACGGGGAGACAGAGAUCUCCAAAAAAGUGCCAGUUUGCAGCGCCGGUCGAAGAUGCGAGGGAUAAAUGUGGCACGUCAUGGCUGUGCCGGCGUGGAGCAGCAACUGGAGACGAAUCGGAACCGGAUCGAUCUCCAGGACCAAGUGUACCGCUGCCGCAGGGUUGUGAAGACUCCGCCCCUCCACCGAAGAAUUGCUACAGAUUGGUCAUGCUAGGAUCUGCACGAGUUGGCAAGACAUCUCUAGUGUCACGAUUCCUAGGUACAAAAUUCGAGGACAGUUAUACUCCUACCAUAGAAGACUUUCAUCGUAAGUUAUAUCGGAUUCGUGGGGAAGUUUACCAGCUGGAUCUUCUGGACACUUCGGGAAACCAUCCAUUCCCAGCUAUGAGACGACUUUCUUUCCUAACAGGUGACCUCUUCGUUUUGGUUUUUUCAAUGGACAGUCGUGAAUCUUUCGAAGAGGUCAUUCGCCUUCGAGAGCAGGUCCUGGAGACUAAAGCCAACGCGACCAGCGGUAGCAGUCGGGGACGGAAGCAUGUGCCUCGGGUACCAAUGGCUAUUGCGGGCAAUAAAUGUGAUAGAGAUCUGAAGACUGUACAACCGGAGGAAGCAACGGCGUAUUGCGCCACUCAAGAUUCGGCCUGUGUGUUCGUCGAAACGUCAGCAAAGAGGAAUUAUCGUGUCGACGACCUUUUCUAUGAAUUAUUUGUAGUAGCAAAUCUUCCAUUAGAAAUGGCACCAAAUCACCACAAAAGAGUUAGUACUGCAUUUGGGAGUCCUUGUACCUUACCCCCAACAAGCAGCCAAGGUAGUAGAAGUAAGAAAUGUACACUUUCAAUAAAAAGAAGACUGUCGGACGCGUGCGGUGUGGUCGCACCUAACGUCCGGCGGCCGAGCAUUCGCACGGAUCUCAUGAUCAUGCGAACUAAGACCUGUGCCAAGGGAGAUGGAGACAGCGUUAGUGGAAGUCCGAAGCUCAAUUUAAAUAGACUUGUCCGGACCAGCGGCCAGAAUGAUAAGAGAUCCUGCUGCAUUCAGUGA